Messenger RNA from Lacerta agilis (Sand lizard), 1210 nucleotides. RefSeq names its product regulator of G protein signaling 20 (gene RGS20). The record is from RefSeq and is a predicted model, not a curated record. Lineage: Eukaryota; Metazoa; Chordata; Lepidosauria; Squamata; Lacertidae. The coding region runs from base 396 to 1151 and encodes 251 amino acids. The transcript has 5 exons.
GGCAUCCGCGCGGGCACGUGCCCGUGUGUGGUGUUUUCAACAGCCGGGGCGCUUCUCCGGGGGCGGGCAGAGGGGGGAGCCGGCGAAGGAGGCGGGAAAAUGACGGCGCGCUGCAUAGAGCGCUUGGCCGGGAGCUGUCCAGGGUGCUGAAUCGCGCGAGCGGAGGCGAGCAGGCGCUUGCUUGGCCGAGGACGGUCUGUCUCUGGGAUCCCCGGGCUCCGUUUACCGGCACCUCCAGUCCGUGUCCUCCCCUCCACGUCCACCAGAAAGGCGCUGGGGUGAAGGAUAGGCGGCCAUCUGAACAUUGUGGUGCCUGAGAAGAAAGGAAGUUGGGGACCGAGCCCGGGUGUGGACGUUCCAGCAGCCCGGGCUUCCUAGGCGAAGCAGAGAGACGCAUGCGCAUGGCGGGCGAGCUACCGUCCCCGGCUGAGGAGCCCGCUGCGAACGGAUGUGAGCAAUGCAAAGAUUUGCACCCGGCUCCGGAGAUCGAAGGGGAAAUUCCCAUGGGAUCCGAACGGAUGGAGAUGCGCAAAAGGCAAGCAUCUGUGACCCAGGAGACACCGAGCUCUGUACAGCCACAGCCAGGGAUUGAAAACCGUGGGUCCAACGCCUGCUGCUUCUGUUGGUGCUGUUGUUGCAGCUGCUCCUGUCUUACUGUUAGGAAUCAAGAUGAAAGAGCAGCAGCACAUGAACUCAGAACAGACACUAUUCCAAACUGUGAAGAAAGCUCAACUCCAACUCUUGAAGAAGUGAGUGCUUGGAGCCAGUCCUUUGACAAAUUGAUGAGAACGCCAGCAGGUAGAAACGCUUUCAGGGAGUUCCUUCGGACAGAAUUCAGCGAAGAAAAUAUGCUUUUCUGGUUGGCCUGCGAAGAUCUAAAGCAGGAAUCCAACAAGGCUAUCAUUCAAGAGAAAGCAAGACUAAUAUAUGAAGAUUAUAUUUCUAUUCUUUCUCCCAAAGAGGUCAGCCUGGAUUCCAGAGUAAGGGAACUUAUCAACCGGAAUAUGCUGGAACCAUCAGAACAUAGUUUUGAUGAAGCACAACUCCAGAUUUAUAUGUUAAUGCUCAGAGACUCUUACCCUCGGUUUAUGAACUCUGCCAUUUAUAGGGACUUGGUUGAGUCUCUCUCUCAAAAAUCUGCCGAAUCGUAGAGGUUUAAUAUAUUUCACACCCAGUCAUCUAAAUAAACAAGGGAAACUUGGGGCUACCA